AUGUCUGCCACUCUUGAUGAGGGCGCCCAGCCCGUAACAAUCCCAGACAACCAAAAAGUCGAAAAGAAAUACAAAAGGUCCAAGUCGGAAAAGAAACGCUCGAGAGACGAGGACGACGCCGCCGUUGUGGAAGAAACCCCCCGCAAAUCCAAAAAGACCAAAAACGGAGAUCUCGAGUUGCCCGUGAGGCUAGGGUCGCAAGCUGCGGCCGAUGAACCCUCGAAAAAGAAGAAGAAGAAGAAGGAUCAACUUGGAAAUGGCGAGGCGCAAACUGACGAGGUAGUGGUCGACGGGGAAAAGUCGUCCCGCAAGAAGUCGAGCAAGCCCAAGAAGGAGCCCAAGGAAGAGCCUGAAGAUGCCAUGCAGAUCGACACUCCAGAGAAGUCCAAAUCGGAAAAGAAGCGCAAGGAGAAGAAAUCGAAGAAGGACAACCUAGAAACAGAAGCAAACGUUGACGGGCAGGAAAAGAAGAAGAAAAAGAGCAAGGACAAGACCGGGACCGGGACUGAGACACCGACCCAGGCUUCACACGAGGUUGCCACCGAACUCCCAAGCAGCGACUCUGAAUAUCCAUUCUUCACCCAAACCGUUUCCCUCUACGUGCCCUUCUACCCUAUUGGCUUCGACAAGCCCCUCACCAACGUUGCUGCGCAGCAUCUCGACCCCCUCUUGAAUCACUACUCGCCACUUUUGCGCGGCGUCCUCCUCAGCUACUCUAAUCUCAACCUCUCCGAGCGCCCCGCCAAGGCGAGUAUCACCAACCCACCCACCGACGAGACUCCCGCCUGGCUGCACUCAGUCGACGAGUAUGCCGUAGGCUUCGGCUGGCUCACUUUUGACGCCCAGCUGUUCGUGCCAUCGCGAGGCAAGUGGAUGGAGGGUGUGGUGCAGCUCCAGAGCGAAGGCCACAUUGGCGUGGUGUGCUGGAACAAGUUCAACGCAAGCAUUGAAGCAAAGCGUCUCCCGCAAGGCUGGAAAUGGGUUGACAUCUCCAAGGACGAUCCGUUUGCCAGGUCGAACAGCAGCCAACCAGAGACGGACGAGUAUGGCGAGGAGAAAGAAGGUCAACAGCAAGAGGAGGAGGAUAUCCUAGAUGGGGAGGAGCUGCAGGUGGUUGAGCAGAUGCACACAACAGGUUACUGGGUCAAUGAGAAGGGCCGCAAAGUCGGAGGCAAGCUCCGCUUCCGCAUCAUGAACUUUGACGUCGGCCAGGCGGGAGACUAUGGAUAUCUCAGCAUUGAGGGCACAUGUCUGGAACUGGACGAGGAGCGCGCUUUGGCAAAGGAGGAGCGCGAGUACGAGAAGAGGCGGCGGAACAAGCAAAACCCGAGCGGGCUCCUCAAGCCGCUAUCAAGGCGGGUGCCCGAGUUCAGCAUGACCAAGUUUGGCAAGGAAGACGAGGAGGAAGAUGGCACCAAAAAGACUGUCUUGUACAAGGCCAGUCGCCCAGGAACGCCCGAUGAUUAG
Podospora pseudocomata is the source of this 1467-nucleotide messenger RNA. RefSeq lists its product as uncharacterized. Lineage: Eukaryota; Fungi; Ascomycota; Sordariomycetes; Sordariales; Podosporaceae. Bases 1 to 1467 code for a protein of 488 amino acids. Gene Ontology annotation, biological process: DNA-templated transcription initiation; DNA-templated transcription. The transcript has a single exon. The record is from RefSeq and is a predicted model, not a curated record. Gene Ontology annotation, cellular component: RNA polymerase I complex.